Microdochium trichocladiopsis is the source of this 676-nucleotide messenger RNA. RefSeq lists its product as uncharacterized. The record is from RefSeq and is a predicted model, not a curated record. Lineage: Eukaryota; Fungi; Ascomycota; Sordariomycetes; Xylariales; Microdochiaceae. The transcript is spliced from 2 exons. The coding region runs from base 1 to 636 and encodes 211 amino acids.
AUGGCCACCGAGCAGCAUGUCUGCCGCCCCUAUGGUAACGAUACCACCCCAGUGGCAACGAGUCUCAUCACCGACACAACCGCGUGCGGACGCGGCUCUCCUGGACAAAGUGCAGACGGUCAAGAAGGGGCUCUAGCUGCCAUCCUGCCAACGCAACAAACUCGCCCAGCUCGGUCUCGUCAAUCCCAGACGGCCCACAGGCCGUCCUCUGCCGGUAGCCAAACGCGUGCGCCACGCAUCCAUGGCCGCUCGUCCACUCUGCGUCCCUCGUACAAGCCUCUCCGUCCCUGCCACAGCAGUGAACAACCAUCGGUCCCCGAGGACUACCAACCAAACUCCGUGGGAACAAGUACGCAGGAACACAUCCUGCACGCACCACCAUCACCGGACUAUGGUGCUUCUGUCGCUCCCGCUCCUCCUCCUCCACGAUGCCUUGCAUCUGCUCGAUCCAUCUCGUCCACUGCUCCUCAGUCAUCGCCCCCUUCGGCGACUGCACGUCCUCCGUCCCACCGCCACUCCCCGUGUCGUCCAUCCUGCCUUCGCAGAGAGAAAGAAGAAAAAAGAAGAACAACUCACCCUCCGUCUCGUUGUUCCGUCCCGACUGUCGCUCUGCUAUUGCUUGCUCCUGCAAAGUAGAAGGAAGAAAUGUCCUGCCAGUUCAUUCUUCGAGGAGGGC